AUGAGAGAAAGGAAGGCAACAGAUCCACUCGAUUCAUCCACAGAUCUGACUGAAGGGAAGGAGAAAUUAAGACUGAAACAAGAGGUCGGCCUGAUUAGCGGCGUGUCAUUAAUUGCAGGUACCAUGAUAGGCUCAGGGAUCUUUAUGUCCCCUGAGUGGGUACUGCACCACAUGGGGAACCCUGCCAGCAGCCUGCUGAUCUGGGCAGCAUGCGGUCUCCUGGCCAUGUUUGGAGCCUUGUCGUACGCUGAGCUUGGAACAAUAAUUAAAGAGUCUGGAGGAGAAUAUAUUUACAUUUUGAGGAUUUUUGGUUCCUUUCCUGCUUUCCUUUUCGCCUACACUUCUGUCAUCCUGGUGAGACCAGCUGGUUUGGCAGCUGUCUGUCUGAGCUUUGCUGAGUAUGCCAUUGCGCCGUUCUACCCAGGGUGCUCAUCUCCGCAGGCUGCCGUCAAAUGUACAGCUGCUGCCUGCAUCCUGAUUUUAACUAUCAUCAACUGCCUCAACGUGAGGCUGGCAACAUCUGUUAUGAACGUUUUUACAGCUGCCAAACUCUUGGCUUUGUUGGUAAUCGUGGUGGGUGGGUUGGUGCUGCUUGCCAAGGGACAAACUCAGAGUUUUCAGAAUGGUUUUCAAGGCACCACUGCAGGUAUUGGGGCAGUUGGAGUGGCAUUUUACCAGGGGCUCUGGUCCUAUGAUGGAUGGAACAACCUAAAUUAUGUAACUGAGGAACUGAAGAAGCCUGAGGUGACCCUUCCCAGAGCUCUGAUGAUUGCCAUUCCUUUGGUUACAUGCCUGUAUUUGCUGGUAAACGUGAGCUACCUGGCAGCCAUGACUCCCACUGAGCUGCUGUCUUCAGGAGCUGUGGCCGUCACCUGGGGGGACAAAGUCCUGGGCAGCUGGGCAUGGCUCAUCUCCCUGUCGGUGGCCCUGUCUACAUUUGGUUCCUCAAAUGGGACGUUCUUCAGCGGAGGCCGUGUGUGCUACAUUGCUGCCAGGGAGGGCCACAUGCCAGACAUUCUGUCCAUGGCUCAUGUGCGACGCCUCACACCCUCCCCUGCUCUACUGUUCACAUCUGCCAUGUCUUUAGUAAUGAUAAUAUCAGGGAGCUUCACCAGCAUUGUCAACUUCUUCAGUUUUAUGGCAUGGCUUUUCUAUGGAAUGACUAUUUCUGGGCUCCUGUAUUUAAAAAUCAAGAAACCAGAACUGCCAAGAUCUUACAAGGUCCCAAUUAUCAUCCCCAUAAUUGUGCUGAUGGCAGCUGUGUACCUGGUGUUAGCUCCUAUCAUUGAUCAACCCCAAAUAGAGAUCCUCUACAUCGUCCUGUUCAUUUUCAGUGGCAUCAUUUUUUAUUUCCCACUGGUUCACUUCAAGUACCACCCUCGCUUCCUACAGAGAGUCACUUUGCACCUCCAGUUGUUGCUGGAAGUUGCUCCAACUACCAGGGAUGCAGACUGA
Molecule: messenger RNA, 1455 nt
Organism: Zonotrichia albicollis (white-throated sparrow)
Lineage: Eukaryota; Metazoa; Chordata; Aves; Passeriformes; Passerellidae
Product: b(0,+)-type amino acid transporter 1-like
Biological process (GO): amino acid transmembrane transport
Cellular component (GO): membrane
Molecular function (GO): L-amino acid transmembrane transporter activity
Source: RefSeq, a predicted model, not a curated record